Oenanthe melanoleuca is the source of this 3462-nucleotide messenger RNA. Its product is annotated as testis-expressed protein 2-like. Bases 456 to 3020 code for a protein of 854 amino acids. Gene Ontology annotation, molecular function: lipid binding. Gene Ontology annotation, cellular component: endoplasmic reticulum. The record is from RefSeq and is a predicted model, not a curated record. NCBI's taxonomy places the organism in Eukaryota, Metazoa, Chordata, Aves, Passeriformes, Muscicapidae. The transcript has 13 exons.
UGCAACCGGCAGCGAGACCGCCACGGAGCCGCCGGUACCGCGGAACCGGCACCGCUCCGGCCCUGCUAUCCCAGCACCGGCGUCAGUCCUUGGAUCCUGGCACCGGGACCGACCGACUUCCACCGGCACUGACACCGGCACAAGGUCCGGUCUCCCCCGGCAGCAGGACUGACCCCCGCGUUAUCCUCCCCCGGCGCCGGGACCGCUCCGAUUCCCCGGAAUUGCUCGUCCUUCUCCAUCACCGGGACCGAGCGACCCUUCCCGGCUCGCCUGCCGCAGCUUUUAAAACCCACGAGUACGGGAGCAGUGGGAACGGGGAGCUGGGCACAGUGGAGUGGAGCACAAGGAGCAGCGAGCCCAGCGCUGGGGUGACCCUGUCCCCCUGACCUGGCAGGGACACGGAGCAGGGCAGGACCCUCCAAGGACCAGCCCAGGGGUGUUCUGUGCCGCCGGCGAUGCGAGCCAUGGCAGACCAGGCUGCGGUGGCAGCAGACGCCUCUCCAGCCCUGACACCAUCCCCGGGCUCCCCUCGGCGUGGGGACAUCGAGGGACCGACGCCGCACGCCGGCAGCCCCAGGGAGGACGGCGGCGGCCGGGAUGGCUGCGGGCUCCUUCCCACGGCGGAUGGGGACACGAAACGCCCCCCGUCCCCCCAGGCCGGGGGGAUGCUCCUGGCCGACCUCCCGCGGGCCCCCCAGCCCCGGCUGAGCCCGGCCCGGUCGCGCACGGCUCCGCCGUCCCCCAGCGUGUCCCCGUCCGAGAGCCGAGCCGCGCUGCUCCGGCUGCGCGACGCCCGGCUGGAGGACACCAGGAGGAGGCUGUCGGAGGCCGUGCAGGAGCCCCUGAGCCGCCUGAGCCGCCUGAUGGCCGAGGAGAGCAGCCCCACGGGCCGGGCCAAGGAGCCGGCGGGCAGCCGAGGGGCCGGGGGCCGCCGGGUGCGGGACUGGACGCCCUGGGAGCCCACCCUGAACUGCCGCUACGAGAUCUGCUCCUACGGGGAUGUGAUCCAGGUGGUGGAGGUGGCGCAGAGAGACGCGGAACCCCCGCUGCCCCCGCCCGAGGAGCCGCCCGCGGCGCGGCCCGGGGGCUCGGUGCCGGGCAGGGGGCUCGCCUCCAUCGCCCUGCUCGCCUACGGCUACCUGGUGCUGCCGCUGCCGCCCUACGCCGCCGGGCUCUGCGUGGGGCUGCUCUGCGGGAUGCUCCUGGGCUUCCUCGCCAUCCUCCUCCUCGUGCCCAAGGCUCCGCCGGCCGCUCGGGGACCGUGGGGCCGCCUGCGCCCCAAGCUGCUCCCGGGGGAGCCGCGGGAACCCCCCCAGCUCCAGGGCUGGAUGAACCAGCUGCACGCGUACGACCCCGAGCUUUUCCACCCAUCGCUCACGCACUCGGUGCUCGCCGUGCUGGACGGGGCCACCCUCAAGCUGUCCUACCCCAAGAGCAACAUCCCGCGCCGAGCCACCUUCGAGGAGGAGAUCCUGGACACCGUCUUCGUCAGCCACCGCUGCUACGACCUGACCGAUGCCAAGGUCUUCCUGUGCCCCCCCAGCCUGGCCCGAAAGCGGACGUGGAACAAGAAAUACCCCAUCUGUGUGCUGCUCCCCGAGGCGGCCGAGGGACAGGGCAGGAGCAGCGAGGAGCAGGACGCGGAGCUGCAGGGCGAGGAGGGGAGCAGGAAGGUGCCGGUGGCCGGGCAGGACACCCCAGGGGACUGCAGGGACAGGUGCCUGUACCUGUUUGGGCGGACGGGGCGGGAGAAGGAGGAGUGGUACCAGCACCUCGUGCAAGCCUCCCGUGGGACACCCAGCAGCCACGGGGACACCGCGGCAGGCAUGGGAUCGGCUCCGCAGAGCAGCGGCAGCAGCAGCGGGGGCAGCGCCGAGGACAUCCCAUCCACGGAUUCAGCCAGGGAUGUGUCGGGAAGCACUGAGGAGAUUUACCUGGAUUACAGCACCUACAUGGCCCGGUUCGUGCCAGCACAGGGGGCACCCAGCCCGGAGCAGAGCCCCUCUCACGGAGCCCUGGGCAGCCCCACGCCCACCAAGGGGCUGGUGGCUGCUGUCCCCCCCCAGGCCAGCGAGGACACGGCCAGCAUGGCCUGGAUGAACACGCUGGUGGGGCGCAUCUUCUGGGACUUCCUCCGGGAGCAGUACUGGGCAGAGCAGGUGUCCAACAAGAUCCAGAAGAAGCUGAGCAAGAUCAAGCUCCCGUAUUUCAUGAACGAGCUGACGCUGACAGAGCUGGACAUGGGCACCUCCAUCCCCUCAGUGCUCAGUGCCUCCAACCCCACCAUCAAUGAGCGAGGGCUCUGGGUGGACAUGGAGGUCACCUACAGCGGCUCCUUGCAGAUGACACUGGAGACCAAGAUGAACCUCAGCAAGCUGGGGAAGGAGAGCUCUGCAGAGGACAGCGGCCCUGCAGAGGCAGGCAGAGAGGGGGCCAGGCCACGGCUGAUCCUGCUGGCAGACAGCGACGCCGAGUCGUCCAGCGCUGGCUCCUCGGACGAGGACGAUGUCACCACUGCAGAGCCCGUGGGAGCCCCAGGGGAGAGGAUCCCCCCACCUGGCACCGAGGGCCACAACAGCACGAGCCGGAAGAUCCUGCGCUUCGUGGACAAGAUCGCCAAGUCCAAGUAUUUCCAGAAGGCCACAGAGAACGAGUUCAUCAAGAAGAAGAUGGAGGAGGUUUCCAACACGCCGCUGCUGCUGACGGUGGAGGUGCAGGAGCUGGCAGGAACCCUGGCUGUGAACAUCCCCCCGCCACCGACCGACCGUGUCUGGUACAGCUUCCGAGUGCCCCCACAGCUGGAGCUGAAGGUGCGCCCCAAGCUGGGUGAGCGGGAGGUGACAUUCCUGCACGUCACCGAGUGGAUCGAGAGGAAGCUGAAGCACGAAUUUCAGAAAAUCUUGGUGAUGCCCAACAUGGACGAUCUCAUCAUUCCCAUCAUGCGCUCUGGCCUGGAUCCUUGGCCACCCACCACGGCCCUGCCCCAGGACCUGCCAGCCAGGGGGGACAGGAGGCUCUGAAGCACAACCCCUGGGGCAGGGACACUGCCCAGAGCUCAAGGACCUCGCUGGGACAUGGGGACAGCCAGGGCCUGACCACUGACUGCACCCAGGGCUGUGCCUGGGUUCAUUCUCAUCCUCUGCUUCUGCAGAUGAGCCUCCUCCAAUCCUGCCAGCACACGUUCAGGGCACAGCCAGGCUGCUGGAGAUGCAGGGAUUCCAUGGCCACAUUGCCAGGACUCCUGGUCUAGCAGGCAGCUCUGGACAGUGGAGGGCUGGGCUUCCCACUGUCUGGUUCCCAAAGAGGGUGCAGGACACCUGGAUCAUAGCACUGAAGGAGUUGGGAUCACUGCUGAUCCAAAAUUCCCAGCUCCAGGGAAUCCCCCCCCUCCCUGCAGGCAGCUGGGCUGCAAGGAAAGCAUGGGUGGGAAAGGAUCCCAAGUGAAUAAAUCCAUCACUGGCU